AUGCACCGGUGUCAAUGUUUCAUGCUCCUGCUGGCUACAGGCACCCUCCUGUUGAUGCUGAAGCAAAGCGAGGUGAUGCCGCCAGGUUUGGACGAUCUUACGGAACAACUUCAAAUGUUGACCUCAAGGGAUGGCGGCGGCGGCAAGGCGGCCCUGCCCGAGGCGCCCGAGGCGCCCGAGGCACCAGAAAAAAAACAAUCCCAAGUGGAACCUGCUGAUCAAGAGGUGGUUGAAGUGACAACAACACCACCUCAAUCACCCGAGCCAGGCUCCGAGCCGUUGGCCGCGCGACUGCAGCGCCACGCUGGGGUGUACCGAGACAAGAGCCACGCGCCGGAGUUGAAGAAUGUGUUGCUGCUGACUGCGGCCAACUCUGGGUACCUGGAAAUGCUGACCAAUUGGGAAUGCAUUGCACAGAGAUUGGGCUUGGACUGGAUGGUGAUCGCCAUCGACAGCGAGCUCCAACAGCACCUGGGCGAACGAAGUUUUUCGGCCACGGGAAAGGAAUGGCAGAAGGCCGAGGGCUUCUUCUCCAAGGGCGGCUUCCAGUUGAUCGCGUGCAACAAGAUUCGCUCCGUGGCAGAGGUCUUGAGAAGCACCAAUCUGGACAUCGUUUUUUCGGAUGGUGAUAACGUCUUCAAGAGCGAUCCGUUCUUGCCAACUCUGACGCUGGGUAGCAUGAUCCGCUCAGGGAAGUAUGAGUACAUCUAUGGCCGCAAGAUAGAGCCUGGAAACCAAAAGAUUCAGAAUUUCAAGCCCGAAAUCUGGCAUCAAGAACCCAACAAAGGGAACACGGGUUUCUACUACGUCGCUGGCGGACGGAAGCAGACCAUUGUGCAAAAGGUCUUCGACAAAGGUGUCGCAUGGUGCGACAGUCGGCCCCAUAUGGACGACCAGGAGAAUUUCUGGGAUGCUCUCUUCGAUUCGCGACGGAAGAAGAGGUCGGCCAAAGACUACGUCGCUUGCUUCCGGCACUGUGACAACAACGAGAGCUGCAGUGGAAUAGAGGAAUCCCAGGUCUUCAACUAUUGCGAUAUGAGUCCAUGGGAAUACAUCUUGGGAUGUUUCACGCCCGCGUCUGCCUUAGAAGAGCCUCGGAUGGUCGCCUACCAUGCCACCCAUGUGGUGGGCUGGGAGUCGAAGAGGAAGAAACUGCAACAGGUGAAGCUUUGGGCUUAUUGCAAUGAGACGGAGAUCGGCUCCGCUGCAUAG
Molecule: messenger RNA, 1212 nt
Organism: Cladocopium goreaui
Lineage: Eukaryota; Dinophyceae; Suessiales; Symbiodiniaceae
Source: the annotation of a GenBank genome assembly